Molecule: messenger RNA, 1773 nt
Organism: Pedinophyceae sp. YPF-701
Lineage: Eukaryota; Viridiplantae; Chlorophyta; Pedinophyceae
Source: the annotation of a GenBank genome assembly
AUGGCUCCGCUGUGCGGGCCUUUGGUGGGUUUGCGCGGCGUGGACGACCGCGGCGCUUCGUACACGGUGACGCUUCUGAUCGAGGCGGACGAGACCAAUUGGGACCAGCCCGCGCUAGCGAUCGCCGACACGGAAGCGGUCAGCGAGGUCGCGGACGGCGAGUUCCUGGAGAGACUUCACGGCUGGUCCGUAUGGCGCUUCACCAUAGAACAUAUCAAGCUAGCGCACAGUCCGAGACGCGUGCAGUACAAGAUCCUCAAGGACGCCAAUUCGCCCGAAGUCCUGGCGACAGGGUCCCUACACCUGCCCGCCUCUGACAAGCCGAUGGACGUCCUUUCCUUCGCAUCGAGCUCCCAGGCCGCCCACGAAAUCCACCCGACUUUCCAGGACCUCCCGAACGUCGUCGCGGCGUCCCCGCACCCGUGCGUGCUCGUCCACCUAGGGUUGCCGUGCAGCGUGGCGAGCAUCGCCGAGCGCGUCGCGCGCGACGAGGUCGUCCGCGCGUGGCUCGACAGCGGCGACGAGCAGCCCAGCUACGACGUCGUGCGCGCCGCGGAGGGCCACAUCCUCGCCAAACUCGCCGACGCGCUCGAAUGGGCUGGCCGCGUAUCUGGCGACGCCCUCAGCGAGCUGCCCGUGCUGUGGGUGCACGACCGGCCCGAUGAGUUCGACGGCGACGCGGUCGCGCUGUUCCGCGGCCCGCGCGGCGCCAGGUUCCGCGCAGCGUUCCACAGGGUGACGAGCAACUUGCUGCAUGCCGGCGUUGCGCAGCCUGCACCCGGGAGGCUGCCGGGCGCGGUACCGAUCGGCGGCGGCGUGCAGAUCCAGCCCUGGCCGCGCGGCGCGAGCGUGCGGCACGUCGCGGGGACGCCGGAGGGGCGUGCGCGGCUCUCUGUGGUGGCGUCGUUGCGGCCGCUGCUGCGGCCGACGGAGGACCGCGAGGACGCGACGGAGGAGCUCGGCGCGUACGCUGCCCUGACGAACUCGCGCGUGAGCGUCGUCUGCGCUGCGCCGUCCGGCCCGCAGGCCGCCUCGGACACAUUUUCAUACUCCUACAGUCCCCUGGUGGACGCGAGUCAGGACGUGCACAGCAUCCUCCAGGUCGGGCUGUCUCCGGGCGGCGCCCAGCAGGGAGAAGGCGCGGGCGAGGCGCCGGUGCCGGUCUGCUACGGCGUGCGCCCCGCGGAGGUGUCGGUGCGGGCGCUGGUGGGCUUGCGCGGCGACGCCGUGCGCUGCGGGAGCCUGCAGUGGUGCAAGCUCUCGGCGACGCUGGCCGCGGACGCCGGGAAGCUCGGGCGGAGCAUCGCCGUGCAAGGAAGCCGCGCCGAGGGCGCCGCGGUCGCGCGGCGCGAGGGCAGCUGCUGGGCCGCCUUGGCGGGCCGGCGGCAGAAGGUGUCUCCGAAGCUGGUGCCGCUGGGACGCGACGACCUCGUCGUGCAGCUGCACGGCUCGUUCGACGGAUGCAACGCGGCAACGGACGUCUUUUUGGGCGCUGCGGCGCUGACGGGCGUUCCCGCAUCGGACCGGCGGUCCCCUGCGUCAAGUCGCGCGACGACGUCCACGGGCGAGGUCACGCACAUCAACAUGAGCGGGCGCGUGUCGAAAGGCCGCAACAAGCUCGUGCCGCUCGACAGCGCGCCAGACGACAAGUCCCACGGCGGCACGUUGGUGCUGCGGUCGGCCCCGCUCUCCGACAACAGCGGCGUGCUCGCUUCCACGGCCACGCAGGCGGUGCAGCCGGUCGUUCCUCGACCCACAGGAGGGUCUUCUUGA